AUGUUUGCGCCCCUGCGCCUCCAUCCCACGCCUUCGCCCGCCCUGCUCUGUCGCCCGUCUCCGCGGCCCACUUCUGCCCGGCCCACCCGCCUGCACCCCCCUUCCGCCGCAGUCCCAGCCAUGGCCGAGCGGAGCCGAGAGCAGGUGAUUGCGGAGUCCAUCAGAGAGAUCCCCGACUUUCCCAAGCCGGGAAUCCAGUUCUACGACAUCACCACAACGCUGCUGGACCCGGCGGCCUUCAAGGCCUGCGUGGACCUGCUGGUGGAGCGCUACCAGGGGAAGAACAUAGACGCCGUGGCGGGGUUCGAGGCCAGGGGCCUUAUCUUUGGCGCCCCUCUAGCCCUUGCUCUGGGUUGUGCGUUUGUGCCACUGAGGAAACCAAAGAAGCUUCCAGGUGAGACAAUUGGAGAGGAAUAUGAGCUGGAGUAUGGCUCGGAUAGAAUAGAGAUGCAUGUUGGGGCUGUCAAGGAGAAACAGAGGGUGUUGCUGGUGGAUGACCUGAUCGCAACAGGGGGGACGAUGGCUGCAGGUGCCCGACUUAUGGAUCGAGUGGGUGCAGAGGUGGUGGAGGCGGCUGUGGUCAUCGAACUUCCCGAUCUGAAGGGGCGUGAGAAGCUUCCUUCCAACUGCCCGCUGUUCGUCAUGGUCCAGAAAGCAGGGGCGUGA
Molecule: messenger RNA, 666 nt
Organism: Ostreobium quekettii
Lineage: Eukaryota; Viridiplantae; Chlorophyta; Ulvophyceae; Bryopsidales; Ostreobiaceae
Source: the annotation of a GenBank genome assembly